GGCAAAAGUUCACCCAAAAAUGCUGAAAGGAGUGCUGAUUAUUUUAGCCAUUCUGGCCUUAACGGAGGGAAAGGACGAGUUUGAUCCUUUCAUAGACAUUCCCUUUAAGCGAAUCAAGACUUCGGCGGAGCGCAUCGAGGCGCAUGGCUACCCGGCCGAAUCGCACUAUGCGGAGACCCCCGAUGGCUAUGUGCUCAACCUGUUCCGCAUCCCGUACUCCCCGAAGCUGGGCAGCGCCCAACCGGGGGAAUCCCCGGUCCGGCCGGCGGUGCUCAUCAUGCACGGGCUGUUCAGCUGCUCCGAUUGCUUCCUGCUCAAUGGUCCGGAAUCGGCGCUGCCGUUCAACUACGCGGAUGCCGGCUACGAUGUCUGGCUGGGCAAUGCCCGUGGCAACAUCUACUCGCGGAACAACACCAGGCUGAGUGUGAAGCACCCGAACUUCUGGAGGUUCAGCUGGCACGAGAUCGGUUCCAUCGACCUGCCCACCACGAUCGACUACAUCCUGGAGGUCACGGGGCAGACCUCCCUCCACUACGUGGGUCACUCGCAGGGAUGCACCUCCUUCUUCGUGAUGGGCUCCUUCCGGCCGGAGUACAAUGCCAAGAUCAGGACGGCCCACAUGUUGGCCCCUCCGGUUUACAUGGGCAACACCACGGAGGGGCUGAUCGUGGCCACGGCUCCCUACUUCGGACACCACGGAGUGGGCUCUACGCUCCUGGAGAACCAGGUCCUGCUGCCACAGAACCACUUCAUCCAGAGGAUACUGGAUACCCUCUGCAGCAAUCAGCCCAUCAUGCUGAGCUACUGCAAGACCUUGGCAAUGCUUUGGGGAGGUCCUGAAAUCGGAAACCUUAAUCAGACCCUCCUUCCGCAAAUUGCCGAAACACAUCCCGCUGGAGUUUCCACCAACCAGGCGAUUCACUACAUCCAGUCCUUCGCCUCCAACGAUUUCCGUCUGUACGACUGGGGAAGCCGCAAGAACUUGGAGUACUACGGAGUGGAGGAUCCUCCGGCGUACGAUCUCUCCAAGAUCACCUCUGAGCUUUAUCUGUACUACGGGUUGUCGGAUGGCUCUGCUAACAAGAACGAUGUCUCCCGGUUGCCCGAUCUCCUGCCCAACUUGGCUCUGCUGCACGAGGUUCCCGAUCCCACCUGGGGGCACUUGGACUUUAUAUUUGCCACCGAGGUGAAAAAGGUGAUCAACGACAUGGUGCUGGAUUACAGUUUAGCCUACGAUGAAAGGGAAUCUAAUAAAUAACUA
This is a messenger RNA of Drosophila ficusphila, 1261 nucleotides long. RefSeq names its product lipase 3. Bases 20 to 1258 code for a protein of 412 amino acids. The transcript has 3 exons. The record is from RefSeq and is a predicted model, not a curated record. Gene Ontology annotation, molecular function: hydrolase activity, acting on ester bonds. Lineage: Eukaryota; Metazoa; Arthropoda; Insecta; Diptera; Drosophilidae. Gene Ontology annotation, biological process: lipid metabolic process.